AUGACGUCCAUCGCAACAGCGCGCCCAUCAUUAACAUCGAAUGAUUCGGCCGUUCUACAAGCUCUAUUCGACGCCGAAUCCUCUCCGUCGUCAGGAGUGACCAUCAACUCCUCUCUCACCUCAUGGCCAACAUCUCUAAACAUCUCCGAAACGGACCUGGCAUCUCUCAAGCAGCGCGAAACAGAUAUCAUCCGCAGGCUGCAAUCAGACAAAUCACCAAGCGAAGACACACUCAAGUCAGCACUCAGCGACUUCGACUCCCUCAUCACAAAACAUCCUACAUACCCCUCCGCCUACACAAACCGUGCACAAACACUCCGCCUGCUAGUCGACCUCAUCUACAACACAACCGAAGCGAAUCCCGCCGACACCGAACUAGCCGACGCCGCACUCUUCGCUCCACAAACCUCCCAGCUCUGCUCUCGUAUCUUCGCUGACCUAGGUCAAGCCAUCACCCUGGCCACGCCCGCCUCUCCUGCUGACGCGGUGUCAACGGCCCAGGCGCGGCUAUUGGCCGACGCUCACACGCAUCGCGGGUACUUGCUUCUCAAAGCGGCGCGCGCAAAGAAGGGGCUUGUUGGUGGUGAUGAGACGGGACCGGAGCGCUUGAGGGAGCUUUCGGCGGAUCAACUUGAGGAAAUGGCUAGUCGGGAUUUCUUCUUUGGGGGGAGAUAUGGGAAUAAGGUUGCGCAGCAGCUGGCUGUGCAGACGAAUCCAUAUGCGAAGAUGUGUGGGGCUAUCGUUAAGGAGGCGAUGAGGAAGGAGAUGGAGGGUGACGAGAAGAAAUGA
Messenger RNA from Penicillium bovifimosum, 789 nucleotides. It is a transcript of the gene hmgX, whose product is annotated as protein hmgX. The transcript has a single exon. Gene Ontology annotation, biological process: cilium assembly. Lineage: Eukaryota; Fungi; Ascomycota; Eurotiomycetes; Eurotiales; Aspergillaceae. The record is from RefSeq and is a predicted model, not a curated record. The coding region runs from base 1 to 789 and encodes 262 amino acids.